Patella vulgata (common limpet) is the source of this 7150-nucleotide messenger RNA. Its product is annotated as transmembrane protein 132E. The transcript is spliced from 9 exons. Bases 164 to 3289 code for a protein of 1041 amino acids. Lineage: Eukaryota; Metazoa; Mollusca; Gastropoda; Patellidae. The record is from RefSeq and is a predicted model, not a curated record.
GUGAUAUUAUUUAAGUGAGCUACACGUCUUGGAAUGGCUUACAGCAACCGCAAAAUGUAACGGUAUCGAGUUAAAACGUACGGAUAAAAUGGUAAAAAUCGGUGGACAUUAUGUGUCAUAUUAUUAUGACGGAUUAGCAGUAUAUAUUUAAACAUAUUUUCUAAUGGAUGUAAAUGGAAUAAUGCCGAAGAGUGGGAUAAUAACGCUGUUGGCGGCGUUUGUUUGUGUGUCAGUUGGGUGUGCUAAUGCAGUGGAGAUAGCCUUUGACCAACCAAAUGAUGGCUACUUCUUAAAAUCAGCUUAUCACAAACUGAAACCAAGCAAUCCUACACAAGAACGUGAACUUUUCGUUGUCACCAAAAGAGCAGAACUUCACAAAUUACGUGCAAGUCAUGGCCCUUUUGAAGUUUACCAGGCUGUGCCUGACGAAUACUUGGAUAGAAAUACAAACACUAAAUCACAGAGUCAAAUUUUUCAUAAUUUGGAUGUAAGCGUUCAUUUGCUUACUGAAGAACUGUUGCCAAAAUGGCCGCAACUUCAAGUCUUAAUGCACUCUCAGCCAGUGUCGGAACAUUUGAAAGUUGACGAUUUUCGUGAGACAGUGUUUGAUGAAAGGUGGUGUGGACAAUUAAUAGUACAACAUUUGGAUCAGCGAUUAACAGAUGUUUGUAUUUUAAACCAAAAAGAUAAAAAUGCUUGCGUCAUGGAUAUUAGUAUACCUAUCGAAUGGUGGCAUCACAAUAAGUCUAAUAUUGAUGUGUAUUACCAGGUUUCACGGGUUGAGGAUAAUCACGAAUGUGCAAGUGAAUCAAAUUCUAUUGUUCCAGGACGUUCUGAUGACUCUAAGGAUAAAAAUCUUCUUGCUGUUAUCCCACUUUCUACAGAGGAUCAUAGAUUCGAUGAAAAGGGAGAUAAUCGACUAAUAUUUCGAAUUCCUAAAACCAAAUAUUUGCCAGGCAGUCGAUUUUUAGUACCUGUUUAUUUGGCAGCAAAUUCUGAAGUACAGAUUGUUGUUGUUCAAGCUAAAGUCAAGAAUGGAUUGAAGAUUCGAGGAGCAGCAGUUAAACCAAAUAGUCCAUGGAGUGUUUAUUUUGAAAUGAAGGAUCGACAAAAGUCAGCCAUAGUCACUGCAUUUAUCAAAAAUAAACCCAAGUUUAUACAGAGUACAAGUAAUGAACAGAUAUUUUCAUGGGAGUUUGAGGUAGAAGAAGAAGCUCAUGGUCCAGAAACAGGCAGAAUAAUCUGGAAUAUAGACUACGAGAAAAAUCGACCAACAGUAAAACAACAUGAUUCCCGUGUUACUGCAAGAAUUCAGAUUGUUAGUGAUGACCAGAAGAAAAUUAUUCCUGUAUUCAAGGAAUAUAAUAUAUUAAAUACAGCUGUAUUGACGGGUAAUCGCUUGUCAUAUCCAUUAAAGAUAUAUUCUGUUGAUAAACAAGGAACAUUACAUGAUGUUACAUAUAUGACCGUCUGUCAUUCUGCUGAUAUAGAAGUGAUAAAGGUAUCUCCUGAUUGUUCCGAGGUUUAUCUAAAUGGUGAUGAAACUCAGGGCUCACAUAAUGUUACUAUUAUUGCUAAAACGGGGUAUUAUACAUCCUUCCUACAUAUACAAGUGUGGGUACCAGAAAACAGAUUGGAUAUACAACUCUCUGAUCAUAAACUAAGUCAGAUCCGAACCUGGAAAGUUCCGGAUGAAAAGAAAAAGAGCAAGAAAAGUAAAAGAAGUUCUAAGCUAAGUCAAGGUGUUGAUUCUAAUUUCUUGCUUGAUAUCAAGUCAUCUGAGAAAACCAACCAGCAUGGCUGUAGAUUACGUGUACAACAAUCAAAAGUAGAAGUUUAUGCAAGAUUUAUCAUCCAGUCAGCUAGCAGGACAGAUUUCUUUCACAAUCGUAAAGCUUAUUUACGAGUAACAGAUCUAGUUAGAGAUCGUCUUCGAAUUGCUGACUCCAGAGUUGCUACUUUAAAUGGAACUGUUAUUCAAGGUCUCCGUCAAGGAAGAACAGAAGUACAGGUUUUAGCCCCAUCUGGUCAUAUUAAAGGAGUUCGAGAGUUACGCGUUGGUAAAGAUAAAGUUAUUAUAGAAAGAUUAUUGGUUCGAGUUAUUAGUGGUGUAUCAUUAGAGAUAAUGAAGGAUAGAAAUCAGAUGGAAUCUUUAAGUGCUGUGGCUCAUUUACAAGAUAAAUUAGUGACUAAACAUCAGGAGGGAAUUCUGGAUAUCACUCUACAGUUCUCUGAUGGUACCAGUUUCCCAAUAAAAUAUAUUCCUGAAAAUGAAUAUGAUUUGAGUAUAACUUCUUUAAAUAGUCAGGUUGUCGAGAUUCCAGGUGAUUCACCCAAUCACAAAUACAGUAUCAUAGCAAAUAACGAAGGUCGCGGAGAGUUAGUAAGGGUCAUUCUCAAGAUGAAGGACCCUUGCAUGAAGAAACGCUCAAGAUCUUUGGGAACCAGCUAUGUUUAUGUUAAUGUAGAUUUCUCCAAGGAAACCAAUUAUCUUGAACUUCAGAGUGACAGUAACUACGAUAAUCGUGCUAGUGAUCGUUGGGAUAAGAAUGAUUUACCUAAUAAAAAUACCUAUAAAGAUCAUUACAGCAGUAAAGAUGAAUAUUUUAAAUACCAACACAAAACCAAGAAUGAGAAAUUUCCGAGAAUUAUGGGAAAUGAACCACAAGUUAUUCCAGUUCAUAUUGCUCUAGAUAAACUACCUGAAAGUCAACCAAAAUCUUCUCAACCUAAAACCGAAGCUCAACAACAACCAAUUAAAGACAAGGAUGGAUUAUCUCCCCUGGAAAUCGGCAUGUAUGUCCUGUUAGCCGUAUUUUGUGUGGCUAUUUUAGUGUUUACUGUAAACUGUGCGGUAUUUAUGAUGCGCUAUAGAAGAAAAAGAAUGCCAUCUAAAUUUGGUAAAGUGAAGAAAGGGGAAUCUGUUCGCCAAGCAAAUGAUUGGGUUUGGAUUGGAAGACAAACUCUUGAAAGAAAUGCUGUCAAUACAAAGUGCUCACACACGCUUAUGCCUGAAGAAGAUUUUAAUGGUAAUCGCAUGAUUCGACCUACGAGUUCAGGAAUUGGUAGUUCUGUAAGCAGUAAUAGUACUGGUGGUAGUAAUCGUAACAGCACAGUGUCCACAUACAAGGGUUCAGAAUGUAGUAUUCGUAUUACAGCUAAUCCUUUACCAGAUACUGGCCCCGAACACUCAAUGCAAGAUGAUCCAGAAUGGGACUACGAAGCUAUGGGCAUGACAUACGAUCAAUUAAUGGAUUAUUUUGAUAAUUUAAAAGAGUCGACAGCAUAAAGCCUCCGAUUAUUAUAUUUUAACUAGUUGUGCAUUUAUUAUAUAUAACACGAUUGUUGGAUAACUGUGAAAAUGUUUAGGGCAAACGAAGAUGAAAUGAGUUGUACAGAAACUACAGAGGUACAAAACUCUCCACAUCGACAUAAUAAACUAUAUAAACCAUGUCUGUUCACUCUGUUGCUAGAUGUUAUUGAAAUUGUGACAAUCAUUGUUGGGAAUACAGAGUGAAGGGGGAUAACUCUGUGCUCAUGGGAAGUAACUCUUAACAUGAGUGUAUAGUGCUGAAGACACUUUUUAUUGUUCUGUGAUUGUUAUAGUAUUGGGUAGAAAUGUGGAACUUUAUUUCAAUAACUUUUUUUCUUCAAGUAGAAACAUUUUGUAAAUAUAAAAAGAAUGAUCAAAGAAAAUUUGGGCGCCUAAUAUUAAACGGUUAAAGAAUAUAUUAUUAUUAUUAUUACACUUGUGUGUAAAGGCGUACACAGUUUAAGCAUAAAAAUUUGAAACCACUUUCACUGUUUUUGAUUGGUUAAAGAUUAGAGAAAAAUCUCAGGUGAGUCAGGGUUUUUGAUUGGUUGUCCAAUCACUACCGGGUUUGUAACUGUUUAACCUAUAUAUGGUAGUGUGUAAUUGUUGUAAAUAUAUAUUAUUCUCUUUAUUCCUUGAGCAAAGAAUAUAGCACUUGAGCAUUUAUGUCAAAGUUUUGCAAUCAAAUAAUGUUAAAAUGAUAUUAUCACAUUUCAACUUUCAAAGAAAUUGAUAUCUCUUUGGACAGUUUGCACAAUGUGGUUCAAAGAUGCAAUUAUAUUAUGUGUAAUGUAAAGCUGUCCUUAUUACAUGUACCUUGAUGAUAUUUUUUCUACACUAGUGUAAAGUAUUUGAUCACAAUUGAUUGCACACUUUUCUGAACACGAUUAAUUCUAAUUAUGGUCAGUAUAUUUUAAAUAAAUCUACAAAAAGGGAUAUAAGAUUAGGUGGAAACAACUCCAGUCUACUACUAUUCAAAUUUAAUAAUAAACGAUAUGUAAUCAUAUUAUAUACUAGAAAUAUAUGCAGAUUGCUUUUUUUAAACCAGUCAUAUUUACAAUAGUCUAGUUGAUUAAUGUUCAUGAUUAAGCUUUAUUAGUAUUGCUGUGUUUGUUAUUGUUACCUUGUUAUUAUUACCUUGUAAAUCUAUACUAGACUAAAUUAUAUCAAAUGUCCAUUUUUACUUCAAGAUCUGAUCUUUUCUAUUUUACAUUUUUCUGUUAAUUUUGUAUUAAAUUUAAAUAAAAGAUGGUUGUCUUUAUUCUAUCCCUCCUACUAACCAAAUGAUCAAAUUAUUUUCUUUUUCUGUCUUCUUUCUUUUUAUGUUCUUUUUUUUUCCAUCAUUCUCUUACAAUGCUGGCUUUUAAAAUUGCAAGAUUUAAUUUGAUAAUGCAAUUACUCUUGUUAUGAAUUUGUUAGUUUUUAUUAUUAAUAUUAUUAUUAUUAUGUAAUUAUUUUUUAUUAUAUUAUCAUGUAAUUAUUAUAAGAAAUCAAAGUUAUACAAACCUUACAGUAGCUUAUUAGACAGAGAUUUUCAUAGAUUAUUUUACCUUUUAUUACCAGUUUAUGAAUAGUAUUUAUUGUCCCAAACUUUGUGUAUCGUGCCAUUUUUAAUAUUAUUUACGUCAGUUUAUUACUUAAUAUUUGCAAAUUACAGAUUAUGUGUUCAAAGUCUAUAUUGCACAACGUUGAUUUUCUUACAUUAAUAUUAAUUCACAAAUUUGAAAAAAAAAUCCUUUAAUUUAAACAUGACAGCUGGAUGAAGUAUUUAUAACAUGCUAAUUAGUGAGAUCUAUGCAUAAUAUUUCUUUAGUUAACAAAUAAGAUCUCUCCUGGUUAAGCCUGUUUCACUAUAGUUUACUGGGUUCUCUCCCCUUAUGGGAAUGUUAACACCAAUGUCAUUUAAUUAGAAGACAGCCUAAAUAUAAUUAAACUAUAACAGGAUAAACCAAAGAAAAUUUUGAUUGUAUAUGGUGUUAUUUCAUUUUGUAAUUUCUCCCUAAGAACAUCAACUAAUUUUGAUUUCUAUGGACAAUUCAUUAAGGAUAACUGUAGACCUACCAAUAUUUGUCAUUUUAAUCUUGUAGACAAAUGUGAAUUGCUUCUUAAUAUUUGUAAUAAAACAAUGAUAAUGGUGUUGUGUAGAAUAUAUAAUAUACCUAAGUGUUUACUGAACAGCUGUAGAAAUAUAAAAUGCUAGAUAGAUUUAGAAAUUAUGUUGUAUAUUGCUAUAUAAUAUAUGGUAUGAAUGUAUAUUAGGAAAUACCUAUAACUAGUACAUUUUAUUGUUGUUUUUCCUAUUUGCAGCAUCUUGUACUUGUUAAUUCCUAUACUUGUUCAGUCAAAAACCAGAGUUUAAAACCAGAUAAAGGGUCAUAGACUUAACAAAGAAUUUGCACUUCUGCUUAGAAAAUGUACUGUAGUCUUUUGUCAGUCUUGUAUGGAAUGGUUAAAAUUCUUCCAAAGGCUGAUAAUGUGUCAAGACCUAUUAAACGGUCUAUUCUAACUUGCUACUAUAUAAUUUGGGGAAAAGACAAUCUUCAAAUUUUGGAUUAUUUAUCAAGAUUAAGUGUAAAUGGAAAGACAGUACAUAUAAAAUUAAUAACAUACAUGUCUUAUUUUGUGUAUUAUAUUAAUAAUAUAUAAUAUAACCAUACUGUACAUGUACUUGUUAAUUAAUUAAUUAAUUGAUUCAAGUCAGAUGUCAUGUGUUCACUGUCUGUGUUCUUAAUAGGAUAUAUAUUACAGUCAUACUGUUUUUCAAGGCAUUGGUACCUGCUAUACUGUCUUAGUGUGAAUUGACUUAAAAUUUUAUAAACAAAAUUAAAAUAUUUCAUAAAUUAUAUACAAUUUAUAACAGAGUCAUAUUCCCUUGGUUCUAUAUUACAAACCGUUUUUGGUCAGUCAACAUUGCUGUUUAACAAUUUAUCAAGGAAUUAAUUAUAGAACAGGCUUGAAGAUUGCGGAUUCAUGGGAGAUGGUUUGAUAUGUUAUCUCCUCUUUAAUCUCCAGCAAAGACAGUAUGACUGUACUGUUAUCUAAACCUUAUGUUCUGUUCAUGUGAUGUUAUAUCAUGUCAGACUGCCUGUCAUGCAUUGCCUAAUAAGGUAAAUGAUGUGCUUGUCUGUGGCAGAAUUAUCUGUUAAUAAAACAUUUCAUUUAAUAAAUAUAAAAUUGUUGACUUUCAAUUCCAUCAUCCUAUUGCUCUGAAAUAGUUUAAUAGUUUUAAAAUGGCAAGAAUAAUUUGUUCUAGCAUUACCACAGUAAAGGAUAUCCAUCUCAAAUUAAUAGAAAAUGCAAAAGGCCAAUUUAUAAUACAAAAUGUUAGUCCACCCUUUUUCCUAAGAAAGGGGUGGUCUGAAGACAUUUUAUUUGGAAGACAACUAGUGGCUCAGUAGCUUGCUUACUAACCAGGAAACCUGGGAUUGACUGAGAACACUCCCCAGGAUUUUCCAAUGUAGUAUCCCCUCAUCAUUAGUGUAGAAUGUAGAUUCUGGCCAGGAAUAGCAUCUAAUCAUCCGGGUGGGACAAAAAAGCAUGGUGCCAGUAUACACGUUGCAUGCUCAUAAUCAGGUGCAGAAAAAUAGAUCAUUAAAUCCUAUUUCAUUAUGUAGGCCUAGGCCUAGUGACCACAAAGCAUGUUUUAGGUCUACUAGGAAUCAAUAGUCAUUCAUGGAUAACCACCACUUUAUUGGGAAAUCAUAGGCUAUUAAAACAUUUUUUUGUCUUGAAAUAACCUGCCAAUUUAUUUUUAUUAUUUAAAUAGCUACUACUGAUGAAUCAUGAAUUGUCAUUUUCCAGCAAAGAUAGAAUGCAAUAAAAGUUAUCUCAACUACA